Molecule: messenger RNA, 735 nt
Organism: Gekko japonicus
Lineage: Eukaryota; Metazoa; Chordata; Lepidosauria; Squamata; Gekkonidae
Product: ectodysplasin-A receptor-associated adapter protein-like
Exons: 7
Coding region: 1-690 (229 amino acids)
Biological process (GO): signal transduction
Molecular function (GO): protein binding
Source: RefSeq, a predicted model, not a curated record
AUGGAAGCCCGCUGGGUGACCCACGAUGGGGAUUCGAACCUAUGUCUCCCAGAUGGUAGUCCAACAACGAUACAAGAACAUGCAACUAGAGAGCCUGUGGAAGAUACAGACCCCAGCACUUUAUCCUUGGAAGAGGCCGAAAGGUAUCCCAUUCAAGAUACAGGCUCACCCAAAGAUGAGGAAUACCAAACUGAACAAGAGACACUGGAAAUAGCAUCUGUUAACAUUAGGAGCCUGACGUCUGAUGCAGGCCUGAUACAACAGCCAGAAGAAGAUGACGACAGCCCGAGUAGUACCGGCGAAUCACCCACAGCUCUGACGAAUCCGCGCACGGAAAAGGGCGUCUGCUCGUCAUGCGUGUCUCGCCAACCCACCAUCAGCGAUUUGCUGAACGACGAGGACUUGUUGUACAUGAUGAGGAUAAAGCUGGACCCCUCCCACCCCACGGUGAAAAACUGGAGAAACUUUGCGAGCAAAUGGGGGAUGACCUACGACGAGUUGUGUUUCCUGGAGCAGAGGCAACAGAGCCCCACCUUGGAGUUUUUGCUACGGAACAGUGACCGGACGGUGGAGCAGCUGAUCAGUCUGUGCCAAUUAUACCGACGAGCCGACGUGGAGAAAAUGCUGCUGAAAUGGGUGGAGAGCGAAUGGCCGAAGAGAGGCCACGGGACCUAUCACAGUAACGUCUGAACGACUGAGGGUGGUGGGCACGCCCUCCCACAGGAAGAUCUGCCU